Molecule: messenger RNA, 2706 nt
Organism: Peromyscus eremicus (cactus mouse)
Lineage: Eukaryota; Metazoa; Chordata; Mammalia; Rodentia; Cricetidae
Gene: Slc27a6
Product: solute carrier family 27 member 6
Exons: 10
Coding region: 134-1993 (619 amino acids)
Molecular function (GO): long-chain fatty acid transmembrane transporter activity; long-chain fatty acid-CoA ligase activity
Source: RefSeq, a predicted model, not a curated record
GAAAGCCUGAGCCAGAACUACAAGGGCCAGCCCUGAGCUUUCAGGAUAGGGUCUCCAGGGCAAACGAGGUGAAGCCUUUGGAAAAGAAAGACAUUGAUAGGACCCAUUGGGUCAGCUGGUGGCCAGAGCGCUCAUGCUUCUGCCUUGGCUCACAGGAUUUGGGGCUGGAUUGCUCUUCCUGCACUUCGUGCAGAAACUUCUCUUCCCCUACUUCUGGGAUGAUUUGUGGUUCCUGCUCAAGGUGGUGCGCUAUGGAAUUCAGAUGGAGAUAUACAAACUGAGAGGGGAGCUGGUCACCGUGCUCGAUAAGUUCCUGAGCCACGCCAGGAGGCAACCACAGAAAGCCUUCAUCAUUUAUGAGGGGGACGUCUACACCUACGAGGACGUAGACAAGAGGAGCAACAGAGUGGCCCACGCCUUCCUGACCCACUCCUCGCUGAAGAGGGGGGAUGUCGUGGCUUUGCUGAUGAGCAACGAGCCAGACUUCGUUCAUGUGUGGUUUGGCCUGGCUAAGCUGGGCUGCGUGGUGGCCUUCCUCAACUCCAACAUCCGCUGCAAUUCCCUCCUCCACUGCAUCUGCACCUGCGAGCCCACGGCCGUGGUGGUGGGCGGAGAUUUACUUGGAAGCAUAGAAGAAAUCCUUCCCAGCCUCCCCAAACACAUCACUGUUUGGGGAAUGAAGGACUCUGUUCCACAAGGUGUAGUUUCACUCCAAGAAAAGCUGAGCCUGGCCUCCGAUGAGCCAGUGCCAACAAGCCAUCACGUCACCUCAAGCCUCAAGUCUACCUGCCUCUAUAUUUUUACCUCUGGAACAACAGGUCUACCCAAAGCAGCUGUGAUUAGUCACUUGCAGGUGUUGAAGGGAUCUCUCGGGCUGUGGGCUUUUGGCUGCACAGCUGACGAUAUUAUUUAUUUAACCCUCCCUCUGUACCAUAGUUCAGGGGCUCUCCUUGGAAUUGGUGGCUGUAUUGAGUUGGGUGCUACAUGUGUAUUAAAGAAGAAAUUCUCUGCAAGCCAAUUUUGGAAUGAUUGCAAGAAGUACAAUGUGACUGUGUUUCAGUACAUUGGAGAACUCUGCCGUUAUCUGUGCAAACAGCCUCAGACAGAAGGGGAAAAGGACCAUCAGGUGCGUUUGGCAGUUGGAAAUGGUAUGCGAAGUGAUGUGUGGAGACAGUUUUUAGACAGAUUUGGAAAUAUUAAAAUGUGCGAAUUUUAUGGUGCCACUGAAGGAAACAUAUGUUUCAUGAACCACACGGGGAAGAUUGGAUCCGUUGGGAGAACAAACUUCUUUUACAAGCUUAUUUUUGCUUUUGAGUUGAUAAAGUAUGACUUCCAGAAAGACGAACCCGUGAGGAACGAACAAGGCUGGUGUCACCGUGUGAGAAAAGGAGAACCAGGGCUUCUCAUUUCUCAUGUGAAUACGAAGAAUCCUUUCUUUGGCUAUGCUGGCUCUUACCGACACACGAAAAGCAAGCUGCUUUUUGAUGUUUUUAAGAAGGGAGAUGUUUACUUCAAUACAGGAGACCUAAUGGUCCUGGAUCACGAGAACUUCCUUUAUUUUUGGGACCGUAUUGGAGACACUUUCAGGUGGAAAGGAGAAAAUGUUGCAACCACAGAGGUAGCCGAUGUAAUCGGGAGGUUGGACUUCAUACAGGAAGCAAAUGUGUAUGGGGUGCCUGUGCCAGGUUAUGAAGGGAAAACAGGGAUGAUUUCUAUUAUUCUAAAACCAAACAAGUCUUUAGACUUAGACAAAAUGUACGACCAAGUUGUAACAUCUCUACCAGCUUAUGCCUGCCCACGGUUUUUAAGAAUUCAGGAUAAAAUGGAAACAACUGGGACUUUCAAGCUGCAAAAGAUACAAUUGGUGGAAGAAGGAUUUCAUCCACUGAAGAUUUCUGACCCACUUUACUUUAUGGAUACCUUGAAAAAAUCUUAUGUUCCAUUGACCAAAGAAAUUUAUAAUCAGAUAAUGUUAGAGGAGCUUAAACUUUAAGACCAUUUUUAUGGGACUUUAAUGCCUUCCUGGGAAAGAUGAAGGAAGACAAAUGAGUUCCUUGGUUGACCACCAGGAAGAGUUCCUUUCAUAAAUCAAUCAUGAGUUGAAAAUAUUAUACACAAAGAAUGAAUUUGAUAUACCUAAGCUCUCAAGGUCCAUACAUCCCAGCACAGUGAACCAUGAGAUGUGAGAUGUUCAUCCCAUGGUCAUGUGACUGAUGGGGGGAUGCUGCUCACAGCUGCUGCCCAGGAUAUCCAGAAAGCAGCCUACAGCAUAACAUGUGGUCACAAUUCAAAGUACAGUGUUUCUGGGUACAUUUGGGAAGUAAAACCAAACAGACCAUAGUGUUACCACACGACUCUUGGACUGCAGGAAAUGUGGUGAUUUACUCUGAAGCAGAGACGGGGAAGUAGUGUUCAGCUUGUACCACAUUCCCUUCACAGGCAAAAGUUCCUUGAGUUUAAUAAGGCUUCAAUUGGCUUCAUCUCAUAUAAACUUCAGCUGAUUUUUUUAGUUAGAAGACUCAAUACAUAACUAAAUAUUUGCCUUAAUACUGAAGAUUUUAAAUAAUGCAUAAGUAGUUAACAGUUAAUCACUUAAAAUACUUUCUAAUAUGUGAAGAUUCUAAUUUUCAAUGGAUAGUAAAACUUUUACUCAGUUUAUUUUUAUGUGCUCUAACUUGUUACUCAAUAAAACCACCUUUAAUAAUA